Molecule: messenger RNA, 3956 nt
Organism: Vicia villosa (hairy vetch)
Lineage: Eukaryota; Viridiplantae; Streptophyta; Magnoliopsida; Fabales; Fabaceae
Product: protein SUPPRESSOR OF MAX2 1
Exons: 3
Coding region: 518-3643 (1041 amino acids)
Molecular function (GO): ATP binding; ATP hydrolysis activity
Source: RefSeq, a predicted model, not a curated record
UUCCGAAACAGCUUUUAAUAGAGAGAAAGUGUGUUUAUAUACAGAAGAAGGGUAGAGUAGGGAAAAAAAUAGAAAGGAAAAGAUAGAUAGAUACAUAUAGAUCUCAUACAGAUAAAUAGAUCAAUCUCUCAUAGGAAAGUUAAAAAGUACUUAAAGCUUAAGCUAGUUUGUUUCUUUUCUCGUUUGUAAAAAGCUAUUUUUGAUUUCCAUUUCCAAUUCGACCCCUUGAAAAUGUUAAUUUGUCUUGUAUAUUGAAACUGUUCUUAUCUUAUUAUCUCUCUCACAACACAACACAACUCCUCAAACACUAAUUUCGUUUUCUCAUUCAUACACUUCUUUUUCUUCCUUCUCAUAAAGUAAAGUCAAGUUUAACUACUCUAUAAAGAAACUCAUCUUUCUCUUAUAACCUAACAUAACAGAGUUUCAUAUUUCAAAUUACAAAAAAAAUCAGAAUCAGAAUCAAUUUUUGGAUUAAUCUGAAUUAUUGAGAGAGUUGAAGAAUUCUUGAUUUUGUGAAAUGAGAGCUGGGUUAAGUACAAUCCAACAAACCCUAACGCCGGAGGCGGCUAGUGUUUUGAAUCAUUCAAUCGCGGAGGCCGGCCGGCGUAACCACGGCCAGACUACGCCGCUUCAUGUGGCGGCGACGCUGUUAGCUUCACCGUCUGGUUACCUACGGCAAGCGUGUAUAAAAUCGCAUCCGAAUUCGUCUCAUCCUCUUCAGUGUAGAGCUUUGGAAUUAUGUUUCAGCGUUGCGUUGGAGCGGUUACCGACGUCGCAGAACUCGGCUCCGGCGGCGGCGAUGGAACCGCCGAUUUCGAAUGCUUUGAUGGCGGCGUUGAAACGCGCUCAGGCGCAUCAACGGCGGGGUUAUCCGGAACAGCAGCAACAACCGCUUCUCGCGGUUAAGGUUGAGUUGGAGCAGCUUAUUAUAUCGAUUCUUGAUGAUCCGAGUGUGAGUAGGGUGAUGAGAGAAGCUAGUUUUUCUAGUCCGGCGGUUAAGGCGACAAUUGAACAGUCGAUUAAUUCGGUUCCUCCUCCGGCGGUUAAUUCGAGUCCGAUGGGAUUGGGGUUCCGGCCGGGGAUGAUUACUCCCGGAGUCGUGCCGACCGUGCCGACGAGGAAUUUGUAUAUGAAUCCUAGGCUGCAGCAACAGGGGAGUGUUGCGCAAUUGGGGACACAGAGGGGUGAUGAAGUUAAAGGAGUUGUGGAUAUAUUGAUGAAGACGAAGAAGAGGAAUCCGGUUUUGGUGGGUGAAUCGGAGCCUGAGGUUGUGAUUAGAGAGGUUUUGAAGAAGAUUGAGAAUAAGGAAUUGGGGGAGGGUGCUUUUAGUAAUGCCCAUGUUAUGCAUUUAGAGAAGGAGCUUCCUUCGGAUAGAGCGCAGAUACCGGGGAGGAUUAAAGAGUUGGGGGAUUUGAUUGAAUCGCGGUUGGGGAAUCCCGGUUGCGGUGGUGUGUUUAUCAAUUUAGGUGAUUUGAAAUGGUUGGUAGAACAGCCUGUGGGAUUUGGUUUGGGGAAUAUGCAGCAACCAGCUCUUGCAGAGGCUGGCCGUGCUGCGGUGGCGGAGAUGGGACAAUUGGUUGCCAAAUUCGGGGAGGGUGGUGCUGGUAAGCUUUGGUUGUUGGGUACUGCUACUUGUGAGACUUACUUGAGAUGUCAGGUUUAUCAUCCUUCCAUGGAAAAUGAUUGGGAUCUUCAAGCUGUCCCAAUUACCACAAGAUCACCUCGACCUGGAAUGUUUCCGAGACUUGGGACCAAUGGAAUUCUUGGUACCACGCUGGAGUCUUUGUCUCCAUUAAAGACCUUCCCUGCUACAACAAUCACUCCUCUGAGGCGCGCUUCAGAGAAUGUAGAUCCUGCAGCCGCAUCAAUUUGUUGCCCACAGUGUGCUCAGAACUGUGAGCAAGAAGUAUCAGAAAUGUUGAAAGAAACUGAGAGAUCUGAUACCGAGCUCACAUCAGAUGCUACGAGACCGCCCCUUCCACUUUGGUUACAGAAUGCUAGACCGAACAAUGAUAAUGCUAAAGUAAUGGAUCAGGCACAGAGCAAUGGCCAAGAAGUGAAUGUAAAGAAGAAGACUCAAGAAAUACAAAAGAAAUGGAACGAUUCCUGCUUGAAUUUACAUCCUAAAUUUCAUCAGCAAAAUGUGAGCACAGAGAGGAUUGCUCCCGUGCCUUUUUCAAUGACGAACCUAUAUAAUAUGAAUUUGAUGGCCCGCCAAUUUCAACCCAAAGUACUUCCAAACAAAAAUUUGGGAUGCUCUCUUCAAUUGAGCUCGAAUCCAGUGCCUAUCCAACAAUCAGAACGGACGGCGAGCCCUAGGCGAAGUACAGUAACCACUGAGCUGGUUCUUGGGCAAACCAAGCCAUCUGAGACCAUUCCUAAAGAGACACCGAAAGAACGCAUUAAUGACUUUUUGAGUUCACUGUCUUCUGAGUCACAAGACAAGUUUGAUGAAUUACAGAGCAAAAAAUUAUUUGAUACUGACUCUUUCAAGAGGCUACUCAAAAGUCUGACAGAGAAAGUGUGGUGGCAGCAGGAUGCAGCAUCUGCUAUUGCCACCACUGUGACUCAGUGCAAAUUAGGUAAUGGUAAAAGACGGUCAAAGGGUGACACAUGGUUAUUAUUCACAGGUCCCGACAGAAUUGGCAAGAAGAAAAUGGCAGCCACACUUUCUGAACUGGUAUCAGGGUCAAACCCAAUAGUAAUCUCUCUUUCCCAACGGCGUGGGAAUGGAGACUCUGAUGUCCAUCAUAUCCGUGGAAAAACAGUUCUUGAUCGCAUAGUAGAGACCAUACGAAGGAACCCACAUUCUGUCAUCAUGCUUGAGGACAUCGAUGAAGCAGACACUGUUCUUCGUGGGAACAUCAAACGAGCCAUGGAGCAAGGACGGUUGCCUGAUUCUCAUGGCCGUGAAAUCAGUUUCGGCAAUGUCAUGUUUAUUCUCACUUCAAGUUGGUUGCCCGAGGACCUUGGCUACCUGUCCAAUGGCACUCCACUAGACGAAGAAAAGCUUGCAAAUUUAGCAAGCGGAAGUUGGCAACUGCGGCUAUCAGUGACCAAGAAGGUAUCAAAACGCAAACCCAGUUGGUUAUCCAAUGAAGACAGGUCUUUGAAACCUAGAAAGGAACUUAACUUAGGUUUAUCAUUCGAUCUUAACGAAACCGCGGAUGUAGAAGAAGACAGAGCAGAUGGAUCACAUAAUUCCAGUGACUUCACGGUAGACCACGAAGACAACAAUCAUGAUCGAGGGUCGCCUUCAAAACCCCGCGACUUUCUUGAUUCCGUCGAUGAUGCCAUUGUCUUCAAGCCAUUGAAUUUUGAUCUCAUUCGUCGUAAUUUCUCUGCAACAAUCGCGAAAAGAUUCUCUACCGUGAUUGGAAAUAGGAUCUCAAUCGAAGUGCAAGAGGAUGCUCUUGACAAGAUCACAAGCGGAGUGUGGUUAGGCCAAACCACAAUAGAUGAAUGGAUGGAAAAAGUGUUGGUUCCUUCCUUCCACCAGUUGAACAAGAACUUCAGUUCAACCUACCAUGAUGAUCAUGAGUCUUCGCUGCUGGUUAGGCUUGAAGAUGAUGGCUACUCCGAUCAUCGAAGUUCACAAGAGUUGCUACCUGCUAGUGUGAGAGUCGUGUCGGUGUCGGAGUAGUAGUAAGAGUGUUAAAUAUUGAUUAUUGUUAAUACACAAUGAACAUGAGUGGUAAUAUCCGUUUUUGUUGGUUAUAGAAAUGUAAAUAGAUCUCGUUGAAAGUACAAAGUCAAAGACCCUUGUAGAAUCGUGAAAAACCGUUAAGAGGUGGAACAAGGGUCGGUAUGCGUCAUUUUUUUUACCCUUAGAUAAAAAUUAUUUAUUUUUGUCUUAUAAGCUUUAUAUUACUUUUUCCCAUUGUAAGCAUAGAUAUAUUUAUCAAUUAAAUGGAGGAUAAUUAUCAAUAUUAAUAAAAUGGAGUAUUGUUCCUUCA